This is a messenger RNA of Aricia agestis (brown argus), 1324 nucleotides long. RefSeq lists its product as uncharacterized. The record is from RefSeq and is a predicted model, not a curated record. Bases 100 to 1251 code for a protein of 383 amino acids. NCBI's taxonomy places the organism in Eukaryota, Metazoa, Arthropoda, Insecta, Lepidoptera, Lycaenidae. The transcript is spliced from 9 exons.
CGUGUUGUAAGCUCUCAUAAUCAAGCUAGCAAUGUCAUUAGAGAAAGAUUUAAGAAGUUUUAGGUAUGACAGUGAAGCCAGGGCGAGUCCAUAGUUAUAAUGUAUCGGAUCAUAAUGGCAGUGGUAGUGUGGGUGUGUGCGCAGGCGCAGUGGUCGCCGGACAGGUUCCCGUCGGUGUGGGAGAGGGAAGCCUGGCAGGAGAGGGAGAUGGAGCUGCUCAUCAAGAACAUGACCCUUGAAUUGCUAGAUGAUGUAACCCAAAAGCUGACCAUGGCGGACAAGGUGCGUGAGAUCCACCAGAAGAGCAUCACGUUCGAGCUGGGCGCCAUCGCGGCGGGCGUGAUGGAGCGGUACUGGCAGAUGAUACACAUAUACAAGACCUACGCCGACCUUCAGACCUUCACGGCCAAUACCUAUUACACGAGGACGAUGUACGACAAGUAUGCGAGUAUACUGGCAUGUGUGUUGGUGACGCCGAAGCGGUUCGACACGGCGCUGGUCCUGGAGGGCGUGAGUGAUGACGUCAUCAUGAGCCUCAACGACACCACAGCCAAAAAUUUAACCGUCGAGGAGUUGAGGAACAGUGCUCGGGAGUCAACCCUGGGGUUGCAGCUGGAGGGGGUGCCGGACUACCGCCGCCGCUUCGGCUGGAGGAGGGACAGGAUCCGGAGCUGUUACUCCAUCAGCAGCAUCAACUUGGGAGCCGUUUACGACCUGCGAGACUACUUCCAAAUGAGGAUCCUUUACUCCAACACCCUGGAGUACGAGGUCGGCUACCUCACCCACGAGAUUAUUUACAAGUAUGGCCUUAUUCUCGAGAUGUACAAACUAGUGACAGACAAGAUGGCGGGUGAGCUGGAGAAGACGCCAGAAGCUCCCAACAUGUUCGUGUUCCACAUCUACACCUACAUCCUGGAGCAUGGCCGUGCCAUAGCGGUACUGUGCGACAUGCUGCGCGUGCUAGAGGACAAGUACAGAAGGACCAAGAAGAAGGGGAUAUUCGAGAACGAUGAGAUAUUUGAGCGCGAACAAGCACUAAAGGAAGCAAAGUACAACCACUCAUCCCCGCAGGCGACAGCUCAUGAGGAGUACCUCAAGCGGUGGAGGCGGGAGAGGAAGAGGCUGAUUAGGCUGGAGCGACAGAGGAACAAGGCCUUCGCCACCUUCCGACCUUACAGCAGCACACGGAGAACUACGCCCAAGCGCGGGCCUUGGCCGCUUAUCUACGGUUGGUCUAUCGAGGACUGGUAAAAAUCUGCAAACUGUCUACAAAUAUCACACAAAUAUCAUUAAAUAGUGACUUUAGUCUGUAGAUAUGGUUGUA